Volvox carteri f. nagariensis is the source of this 1086-nucleotide messenger RNA. RefSeq lists its product as uncharacterized. The coding region runs from base 1 to 1086 and encodes 361 amino acids. Gene Ontology annotation, molecular function: oxidoreductase activity. Lineage: Eukaryota; Viridiplantae; Chlorophyta; Chlorophyceae; Chlamydomonadales; Volvocaceae. The transcript has 10 exons. The record is from RefSeq and is a predicted model, not a curated record.
AUGCUCACUCCACGUCAAACGGCGUCCCAAGGGAUUAAUGGCCAUCUGUCAAAUGCACAUGGCCAUCGCUCCACAACGGCUACCUCUGCGACACGCCCGGACGGUCAGCUGCGACUCCCCAAAGAGUUACUCAUCCGCCUCACAGAUCAAUGCCAGGUCCCUCCGGCCACCCUGCCCUUUCUUCACCAGGUCCUGGAGCUGUACGCAGAGCGCACCCCGGGUCUGCACACUGUGGUGGAGGGGGUGAUGCGGCCCGGCUACAUGGGCCUCACACCAGGGGAGACCCUGGGGCAUGACCACUUCGCGUUCAGGACGUUCGGGGUUCCCGGGCUGGGCAUAUCCUCCCUGGAGCGCAUCUUGCUUCCCCUGGGCUACCAGCGGGUGGAGGACCCGGGGGCUCCGCUCACCUUCCCGGCCAAGAAGCUGGUGGCCACUUGGUUCAUGGCGAAGGACCCACGGGUCAGAGCGGUGCUGCCCAGGGUCUUUGUCAGUGAGAUACAGGUGGAGAAGCUGUCUCCCGCGGCGCGGGAAAUCAUCCUGGGGACCACGGGGUGGGCGGCUGGGGCGGGUGAGGCGGUGCAGGUGCAGGUCCUUACGGCGCUGCUGACUGGUACGGCACCCUGGCCGCGACCCACCCUGGAGCAGUACGAGCUAUUGCUGAAGGAGUCGGAGUACGCAGCUUGGGUGCUUGCACACGGCUACAGCCUUAACCAUACGGCACUUGCGCUGCACCGGUUACCGGGUGUGGGUCCCUCCCUGGACAUGGAUGGCUUCGUCAGGCAGCUGAGUGGCGCUGGGAUGGCCAUGAAUGCGGAGGGCGGCCUGGUCAAGGUGAGCCCCGACGGGCUGCUGCUGCAGUGCUCUGUGGUGGCGGACCGACGACCGUUCGAGUUCUCGUGUGGUCAGCAGCAGGACAUCGCGGCAGCAUACGUGGAGUUCGUAAAGCGGUUGAGGUUGCCCCGGUUUGCGCAUCUCAAGGACGAGGAGCUCAGAGAAGAGCAUUUGCGUGAUGGCUUUGAAGUGGGCAACGCGGAUCGCAUUUUCGAAUCCACAACGCUGGCCGCCACCGGCGCUGGUAGUAAAUAA